CACAGACUCAUCAGGGAGAGUCUGACUCGGCCUGCCUGUCUGCUCGCCUGGCCACUGUCACCUCCUAAUAGCCUUCAGCUGGAGAGAAGUAGGAUGAAGAGAGAGAGCACAGGAUAGAAAGGGAGAGGGGGAGAGCGAGGAGGGGGCGGGUGAAAGGAGAGCUGUGAUCCAGACAGCGAAUCACAUGAGCUGAGAUCUGUUUACAAACUGAGCAGGAGAGAAGUCAUCGGCACCAUUACGUGGAGGCAGGGCUGCUGGAAAAGGCGACAGGAAACACACAGGAAUCUCAUCACUUUGUCUGGAAAAUGCAUUUUAUCCUUUGUGUCUUUGCAGCGGAGAAGCCAGACCAGAUGGUGUGAGGAAGACACAGCUUUGAAUGGGCUGCAUUCACAAGCUCUCGCUCUGACGGCUGUGUGCCACCGCUCUUCCUCUUCCUUUGUUACCGGGGAAAACGCUUGAUUGUAGCGUGAGGGUGAUAAUCUUGAGCGAGAAGACUAGAGGAAAGUGGCUGACGGCAAGAAGGGGUGAGCCUUGUGACAAUGUUUUGAAGAUAGACAAAGAAAUCUGUGACUCUUUGUAAUGUACAUUGUCUCUCUCACUGUUUUGUUAUCGUGACUCUACAGAGAGGUAAAAAAAUGAAAAAAAGCCAGUGACAACAACUUCACGUCAAGCGGAGGUAGAUGGUGAUCCAUUGUCGAUGUCAAAGACACAUUGUGAAUCUUUCAUAUUCUUUGCUGCUGCUUGGUUUGGAUCAUGAUGCUGGAAAAAAAGAGCACAUGGUGUUCUUUUAACUUGCCUGUGGUUGAACAAAACAUUUUAGAUACCAAGAAGUAGGUGUUGAUAUUUGUUCCCGUGUUGACACAGGUUUCAACAAUGACUGACUUGGCUUUGUAAAUGUUUCAACACAAAGAAAACAAAAUCACCCUGCCUUCCUCCAUACGCCAGUGAGGAGCUGGUGGGUGAUCGUAAUGUGUUAACCAGAGGCGCUGAAGAUUCAAAGCCGUGUUUUGUGGUAGGAGUUUUGGGUGUGUAAAACUUGUAUUAUUCAUCUGGUUUUGAGUGAGGGGAUCGGCCCACUCCUUUGACCGGGUUUCAACACUGUCUCCUUGGUCACAAGUUACUGGAUCGUUUGGUAUAGCGGAGCAAGCACCUAUCCAGUGGUGUAACGCAUGCCUAUGUGACUCAGAUUAACAGAUUACAGACAAAUUCUGCAAAAUGACUACAGACAUCACCGGUCGUCUUCCACUCAAUGUCUAUGUCAUCAUUCUUGGGAUUGGCCUCUUCAUCUUCAUGUUGAGCAUGAUCUUCUGUUGCUACCUGUUCAGAUUGAGGCGACAGGGCACACAAGAACAAUAUGGAUAUAAUGAGGUCAUUCUAAAAGGUCCAGGGAAAAAAUUGAGUCUUCUUGGACAGACCUGUGCAGUUUGCCUGGAAGAGUUUCGGAGCCGGGAUGAACUAGGGGUUUGCCCAUGUUCUCAUGCGUUUCACAAAAAGUGUCUGGUGAAGUGGCUGGAAAUUCGCAGCGUCUGCCCCAUGUGCAACAAGCCCAUCUGCAGGCUCCAGCCAGAUCCUCCGCAGGGGGCCGAGGGGCCCCAGAACCCCCUGGAGGUGUGACAGAAGAGGGACGUCGCUGCUCAGAGAUAGGCAGGCUCACAUACACCUAAGAACAGCGUUAAAAAACACCACACUACUGGGGCGGGCAGGCGGACUAGUCCCAAAUACACAACAAUCGCCCCUGUCCACCAAUCACCAGAUUUCUCCUGCAUAGAUGGGGGGAGGGAGGGGAAGCGGGAUUUUCCCAGUGCAACUGAACUGAUGUGCCGUAUUCUUGGCCAUAAUGUGGCUUGCAGCAAGAUAAAUUGAUGCCUUGUGGACUCCAAACAGACAAAUAUUCAGACCAGGACAGUUGCACAAAACAUGAGGUCUGAGUUGACACUGUGGAAUAUGUGUGAAUUUACAGAAGUCCUCCUCUAAGAGAGACUGUGGUCACUAUUACUACCAUAAAGAGUCAUGUUUAGGAAGGCCCAGUUACAGAAUCCAAAGUGAGGAGCAGCUCAGUGACCUGAGUCCUGACCUUAAGGAUCAGUGAGCUCAUGCGAUUAUACUCUUGCCAAUAUUUUAACAUUUGACACUCAUAAAUGUGUUUGUUUAGAGUCACGGAAGUGUUCUGAGUGCUAAAGGGAGCUCAUGGUCUUGAUGAGAACCCACGCUGUAAUUCAGAAGCUUCAGAGUCAGAUUGGAUGAAAUUUGGCCUAAUUUGAGUUAAGGUGGAUGUUUUGUACUGUACAUUGCUCUCAAUAAAAUGUAAAGUUUCUGUG
Sinocyclocheilus rhinocerous is the source of this 2318-nucleotide messenger RNA. RefSeq names its product RING finger protein 122. NCBI's taxonomy places the organism in Eukaryota, Metazoa, Chordata, Actinopteri, Cypriniformes, Cyprinidae. Gene Ontology annotation, cellular component: nucleus. Bases 1216 to 1614 code for a protein of 132 amino acids. The record is from RefSeq and is a predicted model, not a curated record. Gene Ontology annotation, molecular function: zinc ion binding; ubiquitin protein ligase activity. Gene Ontology annotation, biological process: ubiquitin-dependent protein catabolic process. The transcript is spliced from 6 exons.